Molecule: messenger RNA, 285 nt
Organism: Notechis scutatus (mainland tiger snake)
Lineage: Eukaryota; Metazoa; Chordata; Lepidosauria; Squamata; Elapidae
Source: RefSeq, a predicted model, not a curated record
CACCCCCCCGGGAGCCCAGCCUGAUGUGCAGGUCCAACAACUACCCCAUCGGUUUCUACUGCAGCUGGCACCUGCCCAGCCCGACCUACAUUCCCGACACCUUCAACAUCACCAUCAUACACGACUCCCAGGAGAUUGCGUGCGAGAAGGACACGGGGCCCAAGAACAGGUGCUACAUCCGCUACCCCCACCUCUUCUCCACCAAGAAGUACAAGGUGACCCUGACCGUCAGCAACGCCCUGGGCAGCAGCUCCACCACCACCUCCUUCGAUGAGUUUGCAAUAG